UGCUUUGCUCACUUCCUUCCUUAUAAAACUCCCCCUCACAGUGGGAACACCAAGACGUUUUCUUUUUAUCGGUUGAUAAGCUAAGGAAAGGCUAAAAGAAUAAUCUUGCUUUUUUGAUCGCUCCUUUUGUUUCUUUCUUGAUAAUUGUUGUUAUGGUCAUUGUUUAUUAUCGGUCUUGCAUCUGCUUUAUGGUUUUUGUUUGCUUUGGAGGGACCAAUAACAGCGACCCUCAGAGGACCUGAGAGAGCGAUCCAAUAUAAGCCUCCUUUUAGUACGCCGCAGUCCACACCAGCACUUGCACACUCUUGAUAUUCUCCGUUUGUAGCUGCGAGCGAAGAGGCGCUAAGUUCUUGGUCAAGUCCAGCAGUUUCUGGCUCUCCAGCAAUCAAGUCAAAGUGGGAGUUCAGUAAGCAAAUUGUUUCGGGGCGCUAGAUUCUUGAAGGAUGCUGUGAAACAGUUCCAGUGAGAAAAUGAGAACAAAUGGUUUGCUGAAGCGUGACCAAAGUGUUUAGUGAGAUAGUAGCUGUCUCCUCAUUCUCUUCCAAACAGAUAUCUGAACAAAUAACUUACUUGAUCGCCAGUAUGAACUCGCCUUUAGCCCAGCUUGUCAACCCAAGAAAGAUGGUCAUUUACGAGCCAUUUGACCAGUUCACCAUGUGGGGAGACACCUUCAAAGGUGACAAGGUCAAAAAUCUCGAAGCAUCGUCAUCUAUGAGUGUGCAUGCAGUAGAUGAUGGAUUAGACAAGAAGUUUGAAUAUGUUUCUCAUGAAUCGGCGGAAAAUUCCAGUUCCAGAAGCGAUCAGGAGGCAAAUAGACCUGACAAGGUACAGAGACGUCUGGCACAGAACCGUGAAGCUGCUCGAAAAAGUCGUCUUCGGAAAAAGAAAUAUGUACAACAACUAGAAUCAAGCCGCUUGAAGCUAGCACAGUUGGAGCUGGAACUCGGGAGAGCUAGGCAGCAAGGGGUGUUCUUGGGAAAUUCAUACGAUGCUAAUCAUUUCGGAUUCUCCCAAACAGUCAACUCGGGAAUUGCCACAUUCGAGAUGGAAUAUGGGCACUGGGUCGAAGAGCAACGUAAAAAGAGUUGUGAACUUAGGAUUGCGCUGCAAGGCCAAGUAGGUGACGUCGAGCUUCUAUUCCUGGUAGAGAGCGGCUUGAAACACUAUUACGAUCUUUUCCGCAUGAAAGCAGAAGCUGCCAAGGCCGACAUAUUCUUUUUGAUGUCCGGCGCAUGGAGGACAUCGGCAGAGCGGUUUUUCCUUUGGAUUGGAGGAUUUCGUCCGUCGGAGCUGCUAAAUGUUCUACUGCCGCAAAUCGAUCUUUUGACCGAACAACAGAUGCUGCAAGUGUGCAACCUCCGACAUUUGUCCCAGCAAGCCGAAGAGGCUCUAUCUAAAGGACUGGAAAAACUUCAGCAGAAUUUAGUUCAGGAAGUCGCCGAUAAUCAACUAGGCACAGGGCAUUACGCCUCCGAGGUGGCUGCUGCUAUGGAGAAAUUGGGAGCAUUGGAGGACUUUGUGAACCAGGCAGAUCAUCUCCGGCAGCAGACCAUGCAGCAAAUGUCUCGCAUUCUAACCACCCGCCAAGCGGCCCGCGCAUUGCUUGCCCUCGGAGAAUUUUGUCACCGUCUUCGUGCACUGAGCUCUCUGUGGGCUGCCCGUCCUCACGAACCUGCCUAAGGCAAUCAACACCAGAACAGCCGCACCAGGAAAAGUAGGCCUUCGUAGCUGGAAAAGACUCACUGGCAAGCAGGCCGGAACUAAAACUUGCUGCUGUCGUUCUAUAGACUCCAACGGAUGUGCCUGCAGUUAUCAAGGACUCCCAAGUUCUGAUCAUUGUGAAUAUAGAGAUAAGCCGCUCGCGCGAUUAAUAUCUAGGCACGUUAGUUCUUCCGCAGUGCGUGACGUUAUUGUAUAUAUAGUACACGUCUUUCCAGCGACACUUGCAUUGCAGGCUUCAUUUGAAUGAAGUUUGCAGCAUGAUUCGGCUUGCGUAAAUUUCUGUUAAGUUGGAAAGUAGAUGCCGAGGGUUGUGGUAUUUGAAGGAGGGAAACUCUCAAUCAUUAUAUUGAGUACAACUUUAUUAUGGGAGAGUAAAUUUAAAUUUGAGUUUGAA
Molecule: messenger RNA, 2116 nt
Organism: Syzygium oleosum
Lineage: Eukaryota; Viridiplantae; Streptophyta; Magnoliopsida; Myrtales; Myrtaceae
Product: transcription factor TGA1-like
Exons: 11
Coding region: 583-1680 (365 amino acids)
Biological process (GO): regulation of DNA-templated transcription; DNA-templated transcription
Molecular function (GO): DNA-binding transcription factor activity; sequence-specific DNA binding
Source: RefSeq, a predicted model, not a curated record